Messenger RNA from Cannabis sativa, 1216 nucleotides. RefSeq lists its product as uncharacterized. The record is from RefSeq and is a predicted model, not a curated record. Gene Ontology annotation, biological process: proteolysis. The coding region runs from base 135 to 974 and encodes 279 amino acids. The transcript has 5 exons. Gene Ontology annotation, molecular function: cysteine-type peptidase activity. NCBI's taxonomy places the organism in Eukaryota, Viridiplantae, Streptophyta, Magnoliopsida, Rosales, Cannabaceae.
UUCAAAGCUAUGAUUUAUGACUUUAUGUUUUCUAAACUCUUGGAUGCUAAUAAUUUCUUACAAAAACCUAAAAAUUGCAUCUUAGGCUGUCAAUAUUAUUAUAUUUUGAAAUUGUAAUUAAUUGUUUGAUGUAGAUGAAAGGAAAGAAGAAAGUUUCAAGAGAUCAUUUGGCUCCACCAACUCAGCCACCGAUAAAACCAAAGGGGCCUAAUAAACAGUCUGUCAAACGGUACAUUCCCCCUGCAAAGACACAAUUAUUGUUUGGACUUUCAGAGAUUGUGAAGAAUUGGCCUGCUAAGAAAUCAAAGAGAUACUAUAUUAAACCGGAAGUGUUCGGAGGAGAAGGCCAAGAGUGUUGGAUCAGCGCUGACGAGGUGGAAGAUGUGUGCGAGCUCCAUAAGAUUGGAAAUACUGUUAUGUCUCUUUGGUGCAGUUAUUUGCAAGAACACACACUUAAUCUUGGUGGGUUGAGGAAUACAUAUGCAUUUAAUAAUCCUACUUCAGUAUCAACUGAAGCUGGUAAACUCAAACAACGUUCAGAGAAUCUAUGUCAGCGAAUGAUGGGUAUGCAACCUGAACAAUGGUUGAUAUGUCCGUGGAAUUCAGAUGAUCACUGGUUGACAAUUAUGAUUCAUGCCAAUACUCAAAGUGUUGCAUAUCUUGACUCGACGAAUGACUUUAUCCGAACUGAUAUUAUGAAAUGUAUCCAAAAUGCUGUGGACAUGUACAGGAUCGAAAAAAAUAUACGAAACAAGGGUCCAGUAAAAAUCAACCAAUACACGUGUCGACAGCAGCCGAAUGGAGUACAAUGUGGUUAUUAUGUUAUGAAGAUUAUCCAGAGUUUCAUGACGGUUGUUAAUCCUGCAAGUUUUUUGAAAAAUCAUUUCAAGUUAGACGCUCCCUAUAGUAACGAGGAGAUCAAUGUCGUACGGGAUGAGUUGGCCGAAUUUGUGAAGCCUUUGAUUAUAGAUUAAGUACUUAAGGUUACUACACUUUUGAUAUAAUACAUAAGUAACAAGUUUUAUGAUUAUUGCUAUCUUUUGCAUAUAUUAUUAGUUUAUAUUUAGUUUACGAUAUACAUGGAAUUUAAGUUUUAGAAUCGAUUUUAUUAACAAUUUUGGUAUUGUGUGAUUAGUUAAUAGAAUCGAUUACUAAUUUAAUUUAAGUUUUAAAAAUGUUAUUUUAAUAUUUUUUGUAUUAUGCAUUUACUAUUAUA